AUGUCUCCCAAUUUCUUGAGACAUCUUUUGGCACUCCUGGUCAAGGCUCGCAGAGAAGGUCUAUUGUUCGGCCUCGACGAGUUUCGUCAUCUCGUUCUGAUGAAGCGAAACAAUCAAAACCCUGGGACUUUUCUUAUGUCUCCCCGUCAAGGACGUCACAUCAUACAUGGUAUCCCAUAUCGUGAUCAGAACUGGCGGGAAGAAUUCUUUGUCUUUAAGAUCGACGAGGCGUUUUUGGGAAGUUUCGAUUUCUCGAGGCUUCCCCGCUAUUGGGCUGAGGACAUAUUUCAUUCGGGGAGAUCAGAUAUGACCGACGGGCUUGGGGGUUUAAUCGGAGCUCUUAGGGGAGGUCGCUCGAAUUGGCCUUUGUUCGAUCGUGCUCGAAUUCGAGCUGCUUUCUCGAUGUCGGACGGAUCGGGUGUUACCCCAGAGGUCGCGGGUGCCGCUGAGGAUGAAGCGGAGCACUCUCAGGAGGAGGUGGGGGCCUCUUCUAGCAAUCCUCCUCCUCCCGAUAGGUUGGAGAGGUGGCUCGCGAGGAGGUCAUCGUUUCAUACUCCUAAGUCGACGUUGGCGGGCAAAUCUGCUAGUGGGCUGCCUCCGAUUUCAAUUCCCGAUUUGGAGGAUGAGGGUUCACACGAGGGUCGGAGAUCUCAUGUCCCUUUGAGUCCCGGUUUACAGGAAAAUUCUGCUGCUGCGAGCCGUAAACGGCGUAGCUCGUCAAAGGCCGUUGUGGACGAGCCGUCUCGUUCCAAGCAAAAGCCGAAAGGUCAGAGGUUUGCUCUAAAGGGUGAUGGUUCUUCAUCCGUGGGCCAGGAAGAUCAUGUUUUGAUUGCUCAUCGUACGAGGUCCGCGGGUUGUCGUUCUCUGUCUCUUGCUUCUCCUGCAGAGCAGGAAGCCUACGCCAAAUUGGUCGUCGCGAGCUCCAAGGUUAUGGAAGCUUUCAACAAGUUUACCGUAACGAUGGAGGAUCGCAUUCGUGCUUUUUGCAAUGAGAGUGAAGUGGAGAAGGGAAAGGCCGAAGUUCGGAGGCUUACAGAGGAGCUCCGAGUGGCUAAGGAAGAAACUAGAAAGAAGACGGGGGAGGCGAUGCUCUUGAAGGAUGAAUGGAAGAGGGCCCGUCGUGAAAAGGCGGAUUUUGAGACUGAAGUCGCCGCUCUUAGAACCAAGAUUGCGGAGCUCGAAGCAGGUCGUGAUUGA
Molecule: messenger RNA, 1197 nt
Organism: Brassica napus (rape)
Lineage: Eukaryota; Viridiplantae; Streptophyta; Magnoliopsida; Brassicales; Brassicaceae
Exons: 3
Coding region: 1-1197 (398 amino acids)
Source: RefSeq, a predicted model, not a curated record